UGUACCGGAAGUCCAACCUCCAUUCAUUUGUUCAAAACAACCUUCAUGCAAAAUAUUAGAGCCUGAAUUGUUCACUCAAAAACAACUCUUUAGGUGAAGAUGUGACAGUUAUCUAUUGUGUCUUCUGAGAGAGAGAGCACUUGGUAGCUAGGUAUGCUAGCUAGGUCUGUGACAGCUUUGACAUGGCGGACACUGUUCCAGCCAUUGGAGAGGACUCUUUACUCCACAUUAGUCCCUGUAACAGCACGAUGGCAGAAAUGGGAGAAAUGUCCUGGUUGUAGGUUCAAGUGCUGUCCACAAAAUGUGCUGUCCUGCAGCAGCUCAACACACAAACUUAACACAAACUGUAAGAGCAAUCACACCAUCACAUUUAGUGAUGCCUGGGCGUAUGGACUGCAGAAAGGAACCUUGGACAGACUUGUUUUUACCCCAAAACAUGGCAUGAAUCACACAACAUGGAAUAAACAUAGAACAUUUCAAUCCGCCACUGGAACCACCAAAUCUGUGCUGAAGCAAGCAGGUAUGCCUGGCAAAAAGACAUUAAAGGGACCAAGGACGAAACAGCCAUCCAGAGCCAAUCUGCCUGCACCAGAAGAGGAUAUGAUGCAAUGUGUUGCCUAUGCGACUGCUGAACAGUACCACCUACCUACUCUGUGCCACGACCUAAGAGCUAAUGGUUUUUUUGAAAUAAUGGACUUACCCAGAGAUGCAUCUAAUGUUCUGGCGAUUGGAACAGAAAUAGCAUCAAAACCAGAUGAUACUGCUAUGAUGUUUUUCUUCAGGGAAGGUUCAGUGGUUUUCUGGAAUGUUGAUGACAAAACUAUAAAGAAAGUGAUGCGGAUAUUGGAGCAACAUGAGAUUCAGCCCUAUGAGGUAGCUCUGGUCCACUGGGAGAAUGAAGAGAUUAAUUACUCUAUAGAAGAGGGAAGUACAAAGCUCCACCGGGGAAACUUCAUAUUUAAUAGCGACAUGGACUAUGAGCAAGUCCUUCUGGAGAAAUUUGCAUUUUCUAAUGCCCUGUCUCUAUCAGUUAAGCUGGCGAUAUGGGAGAUCUCUCUGGACAACUUUGUUGAAUCUAUUCAGCCAAUUCCAGAGACCCUAAAGUCUGGCAAGUCAGUCAAAUUGUCCAGGGCAGAGGUCUUGCAGAAAAUAGGAGAACUGUUUGCUUUAAGGCACUGCAUUAACCUCAGUUCAGAUCUUCUCAUCACUCCCGAUUUCUACUGGGACAGAGAGGACCUGGAGCAACUGUAUGACAAGACAUGUCAGUUUCUCAGUAUCAACCGCAGGGUGAAGGUUGUGAAUGAAAAGCUGCAGCACUGCACUGAACUGACAGAUCUGAUGAGGAAUCAUCUUAGUGAAAAGCACAGUCUCCGACUGGAGUGGAUGAUUGUGAUCCUGAUCACUAUCGAGGUGAUGUUUGAACUGGCCCGUGUGGUGUUCUGAAGAGACAGAAGUCUAAGAGGAGGACCUGACUGCCACAGUGAAAUCAUCCACCAAUGCUCUCAAAAGUUUCAGUGUGCAUACAAAUUACUGCAUCUUUUUGAACCUCUAAUUAGUAGACUGUUGACAGAUGAUUGUACCGUAUUGUGCUGGAAGUUUUAAUUAGAUCAAUAAAUUUUAAUGCACAAA
Molecule: messenger RNA, 1629 nt
Organism: Tachysurus vachellii
Lineage: Eukaryota; Metazoa; Chordata; Actinopteri; Siluriformes; Bagridae
Gene: rmnd1
Product: required for meiotic nuclear division 1 homolog
Exons: 12
Coding region: 154-1443 (429 amino acids)
Biological process (GO): positive regulation of mitochondrial translation
Source: RefSeq, a predicted model, not a curated record